AUGGCCUCCGUGAAGCGCAGAGAUUUGAUACUCGCCGCCGUCGCCAUAUUCAUCGCCUGGGGCUAUCUGACCCAUUGGCAGCCCAAGCUACUCUACCUGCCCUACGCCUUCAUCGUCGGAGUACUCGCAACCCUAGUCCUGCUAGCAUGGCUUACCUUCACAACUACCUGGAAAAAAAACUUGCGAAGCGGCGGGACUGUCAACUAUGGGCCGCGCCACGUUGCCUUUGUUGCACCGGAGAGGUGGAAGGCUGAGAGAGAGGCGUUGGACAUGAGGAACAUGUACAUGAUGGAGCCAAUAUACCCCGCCUCCUUCAUGAUAUCAGACAGCAUCGACGUACUGAUUGGUCUGAUACUGCGCGACUUUGUAAAGAGCUGGUACGGCAGCAUCAGCAAGAGUCCGACAUUCGUGAAUGAGGUGGACAAAGCGAUACGGAUGGCCAUGGGCGAGAUACGGGAGCGCAUAUUGGCUGUAGAUAUGGUCGAGACAGUCGUAUCGCGCAUGAUACCCCUUAUAACGGACCACCUGCGGGCGUCAUAUGAGGCAGAGCGUGUGGUGCGUGGGCGCAAGUUGUCACGCAAUAUUACCGACUCGGAAGAGCUUGACCUGGCGAUUGCAGCAAAGUACAAAGAGGGUCGCCUGCAUCCUGCGGCUUCAUUGGCAUAUUCGAAUACCAAACCUAUACAGCAGCAAUACCUACGGAGUAUCGUCACGAAAUUACUACCAAAGGUCAUGCCUGCUAACAUGUCAACAAGUCCUGCUGUCAACGUGCUCAUCAAAGAGAUUGUAGCCUGUGCAGUACUAUCGCCCGUGAUGCAGAUGCUUGCUGAUCCGGAUACUUGGAAUCAGCUUAUGGAGGGAUAUGGCCGAUCAUUGUUACAAGAAAGGAAGACGGUCCGCAAGCUUCGAGCCGCCCUCGACGAACACGCCCCAUCGUCUCCGAAGAACCCCAAGAAUGUCCAGUUCCCCAAGCUCGCGCCCGGCGACAACGAACGAAGAUUCGAGCGGUUCAUACGAGCAAUCAGGCAGACCAACACCCUCGCAGACGCUAGACGCUUCCGUAGCGAGGUCUCGAGCCAGCUACGGAAAGACGCUAUGAUGGAAGGGCAGGAUCCUGUUUAUCUCCGGCGUCUAGAGACGGCACGGCAGAUACUAGAUACAAAGGUUGCUAAUCUCAGCGCUGGCGGAUCGGUUCGCGCAAAGGUUGCGGCACAAGAGAUGCCAAAGCACAAGCGCACGUCGUCCAAAUUUGCAAAUGCGUCUUUGCGUGAAGUGCUGUAUGAUGCAUCUGGUCUGUCGUGCUUUAUGGAGUUCAUGGACCAGGCUGAUCUCAUGCGGCUGGUUCAGUUUUGGAUAGUUGUGGAUGGCUUUCGAAACCCACUGGAGGUCGAGACUGAAGAAGGCCCGGACUACAUUGGAGCUCUGCCCACCUGGACCGAGUCUGAUCGUGCAGAUCUAGCGCAGAUAAAUGAGGGAUAUCUGUCGAAGCCAGAGCUGAAGAUUCUUCCUGAGGCUCGACAAGCCGUCUCUGAAUUUCUCAAAGCCGGGCGAAAAGCGACAGCACAACAAUAUCACAAUGCACGACGGUCCCUUUUGCGAGCCCAGACGGCAGCAUACGAGCAACUUCAGGAGCCAUAUUUCCGCAGGUUCAAAAAGUCCAAUUUAUACUACAAGUGGCUAGCUAUGGAUGAGGCAGCGAACGCUGAGAACAGUUCAGUGAGGACCAAGACCGUGGCACAAACGCUUGACAAGCCAUCUAUGGCAGCCCCUGCCAUGCUCCGAACGCAGUCGAGGCAGAAAAGCGCACUACAAGUACCACACGGAGAUUUGCGCCGAGCUGUUGCCUCGUCUUCAGACUUGAAAAGCCAAGGGGCCGUCCAGAGCUUUGAGCCACCCGCGCGGCGGUCACUGGAUGUCAACGUGCCCGCAUCUGCUCGUGCACCUUUGUUUGACGAAGACUAUGACUCAGAUUCGCUUGCUCAGUCAACAGCAAGCCUCUUCUCUGAUCAUGGCCAUGAGCGUGCUAACGGCAACGAUACCCAUGUCGUGGAUGCAAUGCAAGCAGCCCUGACUGAUAUUAUGGAUGAACCCGAAGGUUCCAUCUUUUAUGAGUCAAGUCUGAAAUCACCUCUGGAUAACGACUCGAUGCGGGGCUCCGUGGAUCUAUCACGGGCAAUGUCUCCACAUCCUCAAACACAACCAGGCAAAGAUAAUCUUAAACCAAGCAUAGCGUCGCUGGGCCUCGUAGGAGAGCCCCGAACCCGUGGUGUAUUUGAUGAUGAUAUAUUUGGCGACGAGGAGAGGUUUCUGGAAGAUGAGAUUGAAGAUCCAGUGCCAAAGACCGAUCCAGAGGAUGAAGAGAUACACGAAGCGGCCCCUGGAGACUUGGGUCUUGCUGAGGCUAUCGAUGCGCUCACCGCGGACAUUGAACGUCUGGUCGCGCAAGAGUCUAUUGUAGAUUCACUUACUUCAAAAGCUGAGUUGACUAACAACGCUGCCGAACUCAGGAUUUUACGAAAAUCAAAAGCUAGUCUGCAGCGAGAGAUACAAAGGAAGGAGUUGCAACGUCAACAGUACAUCGUCCAGGAGAGCGACAACAGCCUUUAUGGACGUGCGACUGUAUUUAUCCAAUCAAUCAUGGUUGGUACAGAAGCAGAUGGCAAGGAAUAUGCCAUGUACGUUAUCGAGGUGCGACGACGCGCCGGCGACCAAAUGCCAGCCGCAACUUGGGUUGUCUCGAGAAGAUACAGCGAAUUUCACGAACUGAACAAAAGGCUUCGCGCAAAGUUUCCGCAGGUGCGAAACCUGGAGUUUCCACGCCGGCAGAUGAUGCUCAAGCUUCAAAAGGACUUCCUUCACAAGAGACGACUCGGUCUUGAAAAGUACCUCAGGGAACUGCUACUUAUUCCGGCGGUAUGUCGCAGCCGCGAGCUACGUGCCUUUCUUUCCCAGGCCGCAAUCAGUCCUGCCGACGCCAUGAGAAGUCAAGAUCCGAAUUCUAAUGAUUUUGUGACUCGUAUCUACAACUCCGUCGCCGAUGGUAUGGAAGAGUUUCUUGGCAACAUUCCCGUUUUGGACCAACUUUCCGUGGCUGGCCAGAAUCUCAUUUCCGCAGCUACCACGCAGCUCGCUAAUACGAACGGAGCAACUGCGCAGCCAGGAGAUCUGGCCUCGUCUGGCGUAUUGGUAGCUGGCGAAACCAACAACGACGCUGAAGCUGAAGCUGAGUUGCUCGCAUUCGAGAACAAAGAGAUGGAGCCAUUCGUCAAACCCAUUUGCGACCUUUUCCUUGAGACAUUUGAGCUAAACCGCGAAAAUAAUUGGCUCCGUGGACGCGCCGUCGUUGUAGUCCUCCAUCAACUUCUUGGUGGUACAAUCGAACGCAAAGUGCGGGAGUCGUUCGACAAUCUGCUAUCAGAAAACAAUCUUGUUAACUAUAUUGAUUCGUUGAAGGAUAGUAUGUGGCCCAACGGCAGAAUGAAAGCAGGCGUGGAACGCACAGGCCAAGACAAAGAGAGAAGUAGGAAGGCUGCAAGUGAGGUACUGGAGACCUUGGUACCAGAGCUUGCGAGCAGCGUGGUGGGGAGGCAGAAUGCGCAGUUGGCGGCGAAGAAGAUUGAAGGAACUGUUAACAAUACUCGGCUGAAUACCCAUCUUGCUUUUACGCUCUUAGACGAAAUGCUGCAGGUCCUGUUUUCCGAUGCUGGUCUGAGGUAG
This is a messenger RNA of Pyrenophora tritici-repentis Pt-1C-BFP, 3717 nucleotides long. RefSeq lists its product as uncharacterized. Gene Ontology annotation, cellular component: intracellular membrane-bounded organelle. The record is from RefSeq and is a predicted model, not a curated record. Gene Ontology annotation, molecular function: phosphatidylinositol binding. Lineage: Eukaryota; Fungi; Ascomycota; Dothideomycetes; Pleosporales; Pleosporaceae.